Asparagus officinalis (garden asparagus) is the source of this 2016-nucleotide messenger RNA. RefSeq names its product hepatoma-derived growth factor-related protein 2. The transcript has 10 exons. Gene Ontology annotation, cellular component: nucleolus. Gene Ontology annotation, biological process: regulation of DNA-templated transcription; nucleosome assembly. Gene Ontology annotation, molecular function: DNA binding; histone binding. NCBI's taxonomy places the organism in Eukaryota, Viridiplantae, Streptophyta, Magnoliopsida, Asparagales, Asparagaceae. Bases 240 to 1571 code for a protein of 443 amino acids. The record is from RefSeq and is a predicted model, not a curated record.
ACAGAUUAAAUGCGAGGCUCUCGUAAUCCAGCGAGCUCCCAUCUCGCUUCUCGCCCUUUUGGACACAGAAAAAGUUCGUUUCUUUAGUUUUUUUUCGAAAUUAUUUCUGUGUAAAAUCUGGCGCUGAUCACUUGCAAUCGUCUUUUCAUCGAUUGAUCUCUCCAUCAGGUUCCUCUGGGGGUAAAUAUCUUUGUGUGAUCAUUUAAUGUUGUGAAUUUCUUGAAGAUCAUAGGAGAGGAAUGCCUAGCCAUUAUAGAGCGAGAGAAGAAGAUGAGUAUGAACGGGAAGAUUACGAUGGGUAUGAAGACUAUGCUUCUGAGGAGCAGGAGGAGGAGGAAGAUGAAGAAAAGGAGGAACCACCGAGCCAAGAACAACAGGAAUUUCUAAAAUUGAGGGAGGAGCUCAAAGAAAGGUUCAGGAAGAAGCUGAAGAAUGAAACUGCUGGUUUGGGACAUCGAAGUCAGUCGAAAGACAAGAGGAGGACAACACCAAAUGAUAAUUUUGGUUCUUUCUUUGGCCCUUCUCAGCCAGUUAUUGCUUCAAGAGUUCUUGAAGAGCGCCGCUCAAUACGAGACACCCAGCAUAUUAUGUCUAGGAUUCCAAAUGCUUCAUCUGGUAAUGCAAAGAGUCAUGCCUACACAUCUUCGGAGAAAAAGACAGUUGUACAUAAGCAGCAACCUAGAGUUGUCAAUGAGGUUAAAAAGAAAGUACAGACACUUAAAGACACACGUGAUUAUUCUUUCUUGCUGUCAGAUGAUGCUGACUUCCCUGAUACUAAGGAAGAGCGACCGCCUGCUCGAAAAGUUCCACAUUCAAAUGCUGAUGGUCGUUUGGCUCAAGCACCAACAAGGAGUAAGCAACAAAUUGCCAAGCCUGCAAGGCCAAUGCCCAAUGGACAUGGACUGAAGAAUCCUUCUGCUAGAAAUAUUCAAUCGCAGACCAGAGCGGGGCCAGUUAAAGGAGCUGCAUUGGUCAAACCCAGACCAUUAACAGCUGAGCGUAGAAAAAUUAAUAGCACAGGAAAUGAUUCCAGCCGACCUGCAGUCAACAAAGCUUUGCCAUCCAAGGUUCCUGCACAGAGUACAAGUAGACCUCCUGCAAAAGUUAUGAAUGAUCCUUAUUUGAGAAAUAAGCCAUCAUCAGCAGUGCCUCAUUCUUCUGUUCAGAAGAAUCGUUACUCUGACCAGAGACAACCAAGUCAGAGCUUGAGUAAUGGAAAGUCAAUGCCUAACAAACCAUUACCUUCUGCGAAAUCUCAGCCUCCUAAGCAAUUCCUGCCAAGGGACAGCAAUGAAGACCGACUAAAAAAGAAGCCGAUGAAAAGGAGGUUAGAUGAAUCCGAUGAUGAAGAUCCUAUCGGAAUGAUCAGAAAGAUGUUUAGGUAUAAUCCUAACAGAUAUGCGACAGUUGAUGAUGAUGUCAGUGACAUGGAAGCUGACUUUAGGGAGAUCCAGAAGGAAGAGAGGAGAAGUGCGAAGAUAGCUAGGAAGGAGGACGAGGAGCAGCUUCGGCUCAUUGAGGAAGAAGAGAGGAGAGAGAGGAUGAGGAAGAAGCAAAAGCUAAAGCGUUAAGGUCGCCAGGAGUGAGCCAAACUUUUCUUCUCUUGGCGGCUGUUCUACUCACUGCUUUGCUUUUGUUAUAGUGUUGUAGAAGCAAUGGAGGUUGUAGAUGGUGGAAUAAAAACAUUGGUUUUCAUUGCUUUUGGGGUUCAUUAACGUAUCUUCGUUGAAGGGGGGCUUAUGCAAAUAAUUUGUGGGGUAGUAGAGCCAGUGUUCACUAUUUACUGUUUCCAUUAGCUGAAGUUAGUUUCCUGGACCUGUUAAACAUUGACCUGAACCUGAACUAUGGGAUCAACUCCUCGUUUCAUUGUUACCGCUGGAUUUUCUAAAGGUAAAAGAGGUUCGAUAGAUAAAAAUUGUGUAGUUUUCGUUAGUUUUAGUUUCUCGGUGGACAGAAAUGUUGGUGCAAUCAGUAAUGGCAUUUGUGGGGGGUUUUUUUUUCCCCAUUUAUGUUUUA